UUUCUUUUUUUUAAAUAAUUUUCCUAUUAUUGGUUUCAUCAUUUUUAACUGAAGGAAAUAUAUGUGUGUCACGUGUUUUUAUGUGUACUUUUAAAUCCACCUGUUAUUCUAAUCUCUGACGCCAACACCACUUCUUCUUUUUCUUCUUGUUUUUCUUCUUCCUCCUCCUCCUCCUCCUUCUCUUCUUCUUCUUCUUCUUCUUAUUUGGAUGAGGAUGAAGAUGAGGUUCUUUGAAUGGGAUUAAACGACGAACACAUACGUUGACGUUACUGUUGCUGAUGUUGAUGUUGAUGAUGCUGUUGCACUGGCCCUUUUGAAACGUGCCCGUGCGCGGGAAAAUCGUUACGGACCACCGUUCUCAACCGUCUUCCGCAUUCUCUUUCCUUUCGAACGAUCGUGAAACGAAGAGGAAAAGAAGAAGAGAAAGAGAGAAAGAGGAUAAAAGGGGGAGAGUGAGGGAGAGAGAGGGAGAGAUCGCAGAAGAGCGAUUUUCUUAAGAAUGGCCUGAGCCAAGGAAAAGUGACUUCUUCAUGGAUCGUUCACGAAAAUUGAGAAAUGUCACGUCAUCAUCGUGGACCUCCAUCGAAGUCGCGGGAGAAACCACUGGACGACUUGCUAUGCGAUUCAGGAUGACCAUCCUUGAUUUUCGGUGUAUCAUAUGCUACAAGAGAGAACUCAAUUUGGAAUUGGUCGGGAGAAUCGUGCUAGAGGUAGUUGGGGUACCUGGAGCAGUUGGAGCGAAUGUUCCAGAACUUGUGGCACCGGUGUUCAAUCUCAAUCACGAGAAUGUGUUCCUCUUCGGAGAGAUUUAAGAAAACGAAGCCCGAUCACGGAAAAUGAUACGACACAAAAUAUAAGGCCCAUCUGCAUCGGUAUAUACAAAAGAUAUCACACGUGUAAUACACAGGAUUGUCCGAAUUUUGCCGAUGACUUGCGAACGGAACAGUGCGCCAAAUACAAUGAAAAAAAUUACAAGGGACACGUUUACACUUGGAUCCCAUUUUUGGAUGCACCAAACUCGUGUGCACUCAAUUGCCGUGCAGUUGGUCAACGUUUUUAUGCAACGCUUGAACCAUCAGUAAUCGAUGGCACACCCUGCGACGGUCCAAAUCUUCGUGGACAUAAUACCGGAAUUUCUAUGGAACGUACGGAACGUUGGCUUUGUGUAGCUGGACAAUGCAAGCCCGUAGGUUGCGAUGGUGUAAUAGGUUCAGGUGCAACAAUGGAUGCAUGUGGUGUUUGUGGAGGACGAGGACAGGGUUGCAGAUCAUUCGAAGGUAUUUUUAUGGAACCGAUCCUACCAAAGGGCCAUUAUUCAAUAACAACGAUUCCAAAGGGUGCCAUGUCUCUCAACAUUUCCGAAUUACGUUUCAGUUCGAAUUUUUUAGCACUCAGGGACAGCAAUGGGAGUUACAUUUUAAAUGGGCCCUGGUCUUACAGUCCCAGUGGCACUUAUAAAGCGGCUGGCACAACAUUAACAUACCAAAGGGGAGAUAGAAACCGUUUGGAGUGCAUCUUGGCAACUGGACCGUUAAACGAUACACUUCGUUUAGAAAUCUUAUUUCAAGAAAUGAAUCCGGGUAUUCUUUACAAAUACAUGUUGCCAAUUAAAGGAGUAUUUACCGAAGGAGGAGAAGAAGGUGGGGGUGGUGGUGGUGGUGGAGGGGUUGGUGGACUAGGAGAAAGAAUUUUAAUACCGCCAAUUUCUGAACCAAUAUCGAGCAAUGAUCAAAGAGGGAAUGAAAUUCCCGACGGUGGUUCUCAUCGAAUCAUAAAUACUCCCUUGACGAGAACUUCUAUCAUUAGAAGAGCAGAUUUUCCACAAUCUCAAGGUGGUAUUCAUUACGAGCAUACAAGACACGCCUCACAAACGGAAGAAAUGAAACGUCCACCGACGACAGUGAUGGCAGGUGAUCAGCCUAAUUCAAAAAUGAAGAAGAAAAAACGAAAGAAAUUUGUUUGGAAAGAAUUUGGGCCAACGUCGUGUUCGAAAGAAUGCGGGGGAGGCGUUCAAACGUCAACCUGGAAAUGUGUUCGUGAAAGUACCGAAACAAUAGUUGUACACGAUAAACGUUGUCGUUAUAUAGAAAAACCUACAACUUCUUUAGUAAUACGGUGUAAUGAACAUCCUUGUCCGGCCAGAUGGAGAGCAGAAAACUGGAGCGAAUGUUCGGUUACUUGUGGUGUUGGUAAACGAACGAGAAAACUUGAAUGUAUUCAAGAAUUAAAUUCGAGAAUGACUAUGCGUGUUGCACCAGGUGCUUGCACUACACCACCUGAUUUAAAGACCGAAGAAUUGUGUUCAAGACCAGCCUGUUCGAUUAUGAAUACACCUGAACUGAGGCAUAUGCAACCAUUGUCAGUAUCGGUAUCUUCAUCAACAGGCAAAACUUAUUCACAAUCAACACAGAGGUGGAAUGUUGGUACUUGGGGUUCUUGUUCGACUAGUUGUGGAAAAGGAUUCAAAGAACGAACGGUCACCUGUAUAACUUCCGGUGAAUCGUGUCCAUUGUCAAGUAAACCUACAUUCCGAGAAGAAUGCAACAAUGCACCGUGUUUGGUUAAUAAUGAAAACGAAAGUAAUUCCGAACGACGUUCACCUUGGUUGCAUUCUACUUGGUCGCCUACGUGUUCCACGGAAUGUGGUAUAGGUAUUGAAAGUAGACGAGUGGCUUGUUCCGAAGGAAGUGAAUUAUUUUGCGAUCCCAAAGAGAAACCGGAAACAGAAAGGCAAUGUUUCGGAAAUGCAACCAAUUGUGAAAACGCUAAAUGGUUUACCGGGCCAUGGACUUCCUGCUCCGUAUCUUGCGGAAUUGGUGUACAGUAUCGAGACGUGCUGUGCAUUUCGAAAACAACGAGAAAAAAUGAUGGAGAGUAUACUCUGGUAGAAAUGAAAAAUUGUAAUAGCACGAAGCCGAGAAGCGAACAGGUUUGCGAGAUAACGCCUUGUUCAGCUGAAUGGUAUACCUCCGAUUGGUCCAAGUGUUCUGCUACAUGUGGUAGUGGUCUGCAAACAAGAUUAGUCCGUUGCAUUCUCGAAGGUGUUAGUAGCUCAGAUUGCAAAGAAUUUACUAAACCGAUAGAAAUUCAGCAAUGCAACGUUGAGCCAUGUAAAAAAAAUAUUACGUUACUAACUAGACCACCAAAAAAAGUUUUAGAAUCAACAGAAUGCGUGGAAAAGAAUCCAGAAUGUGAUUUGGCGGUAAAAAGUGGAAUAUGUCACAGGAAAUAUUACAAAUACACUUGUUGCCGAUGUCGAGAUUAAUAUCGUGCUAUUUAACGAAAAUAAGAAGUAUAAAAAAAGAAAAGAAAAGAAAAGAAAAAUAGAAAAUGAAUCGUAUCGUAUCGGAUAAAUUAUUUGAUAUCGUUUAAUUCGCAAUAAGGUUUGUAGUCAUUUCUUAAAUCAUAAUCCUUCUACAUUAGGGCCAUUCGUAUCUCGAAAUUUAUAAUUGUUGGAUCGUGUAAAAAGUUUUGUUCGUAUUUCAAUGAAAUAAUAGUCAAACAAAUUCUUUGGUUUUUUAUAUUCCAUCUAAUUUUCUUCAAAAUAAAUUUCAAAAUUAUUUUUUACUUGAUUUUUCAUUCUUUACCGAUAUCACAUUUUCAAAUUGCGCUUAUAAUUUUUCACCGAGAAUGUACAAAUAUCGUAGAAUUAUUUUAUUUUAUUAUUUUUUUAUAAUAUAUCUCAGCUUUUUUUUUCAAACGUAUUUUAAUAUUGCAAAAUCCAAUUAAUAUUAUCAGAGUUGUGCGAUCCUAAAGUUAAUUAUCGUGAAAAUACGAAGAAACAUUUUACUCGGCCCAAUAAUUUUUACGAUAAAGUAUUGAAUAGGGCGAGGGGGAAGAGGGAAGGGGGUAAUAGGUAUAGACAGAGAGAGAGAGAGAGAGAGAGAGAGAGACCGAAUCAAGCUUGUUUAUAAAAGACUGUUGUUUCAGAGAAAAAGUAUCGUGCAUAUUUUAUUUAUAUUCUAUUAUAUAUAUAAAUAUACGGAUUUUAUUAAUAUUAAUUAUAUAUCUUAUAAAUUAUAAUUAUUAUUAGUCACACAUUUUACUAGCUGCCAAUUUUCACGAUAGGAGAUCGCAUUUAAAACAAAACGAAAAAAAAAAGAAAGGAAAGAAAAUAAAAGAAAAUAAAGAUAAAAAAAAAAAAAAUAAAAAGCAUUACUUCGAUAGAGAAAAUUAGAAUGAGAGAUCGUAAUUAAGCUCGUUCUCGUAAUUAACACAAUUAACGAACGUUUACUAAUCGUUAAUUGCAAAUAAGUCCACCCCGUUGUAGAUUAUUUGCAAUCAAUUGUAAUCAAAAAAAAAAACAACGGAUUGAUGAUGAUUAAUCAUUCGAAUUUAAGAAAUUCUGCUAAUACGAAAGCAGAAAUGAUUUUCGAAUGUUUACAUCGAUCCGAUAUAUCGAGAAUCAAUAUCAUCGUACCUCGAAAAACAUAUCGUAGAAUUAUUAUUAUAAUUCAUUUUUCGUUAUAUGUAAUAUCGUUAUAGAAAUUUACGAAGCUUCUUUAACGAAAGAAGACAAGAAGAAGAAGAAAAAGAAAAAAAUGUUUCUGCACGAAUAACAAAAUAAAGCAUAAUUAUUAGGAUUACAAUGAAAUAUAAAUAUAGUCAAUUGAUGUAUAAGUCUAUCAUUGUAGAUAUAUCAGUAUACUACGAAUGAAACAAUACAUUAUUAGCGAUAUUUACAAUUAGCUUUUUGUCCUGACGAAACAUACGUAUCCUUUAAAAAAAAUAAAAUUGUGAUCGAUGUUCAUUGCGUUGCCAUAGCAUGUAAGACGACAAUUCAAUCUCAUUAAUAUUUUAAUUUAACAAUUUAUUUUCUUUUUUUAAUUUGAUUAUUUUAUAUUUUCCAUAUUAAUCUCGUUCAUUAAAAAAAAAAACAAAGAACAAACUAAUUUGAUGCGAUAAAUACAAAUUGGAUAUACGCAUAAAUGUUCACAAUAUUUAUAAUGGGUAAAUAAUCAUUUUUUAACUUUUUUAUUUUCGCCCCUGAAAUACUGCAAUCCCGUCGUGUUACUACGUAUAGAAAAAGAAAAUAUAAUGGUAAACUAUAUAUUAGGAAUAUGAGAUAUCAAACGUGUUCUACUAUUUUCCAUUUUCGCUGUACUCGAAAGAUUUCUGAAACAAUAAAAGUGCAUGUAGAAAUAAUAAAGAAACAUAAAAAAAAUAACAGGGAAAAUUAA
Messenger RNA from Polistes canadensis, 5180 nucleotides. Its product is annotated as A disintegrin and metalloproteinase with thrombospondin motifs 7-like. Lineage: Eukaryota; Metazoa; Arthropoda; Insecta; Hymenoptera; Vespidae. The coding region runs from base 659 to 3265 and encodes 868 amino acids. The transcript has 18 exons. Gene Ontology annotation, cellular component: extracellular matrix. The record is from RefSeq and is a predicted model, not a curated record. Gene Ontology annotation, biological process: extracellular matrix organization. Gene Ontology annotation, molecular function: metalloendopeptidase activity.